Hypanus sabinus (Atlantic stingray) is the source of this 1272-nucleotide messenger RNA. RefSeq names its product smx5 (gene lsm2). The coding region runs from base 94 to 381 and encodes 95 amino acids. Gene Ontology annotation, molecular function: RNA binding. Lineage: Eukaryota; Metazoa; Chordata; Chondrichthyes; Myliobatiformes; Dasyatidae. Gene Ontology annotation, biological process: mRNA splicing, via spliceosome. Gene Ontology annotation, cellular component: U4/U6 x U5 tri-snRNP complex; P-body; Lsm1-7-Pat1 complex. The transcript is spliced from 5 exons. The record is from RefSeq and is a predicted model, not a curated record.
AACGGGGCGGGGAAUCUUGAUAAAUUCUCGCGAGAACGAGUUCACCCGGGCGAGAGGUGCGUCAAUCAUUUGCAGUUUGAAUCAGGAGCCGCCAUGUUAUUUUAUUCAUUUUUCAAAUCUCUUGUUGGGAAAGAUGUGGUGGUGGAACUGAAGAAUGAUCUGAGCAUUUGCGGAACUCUACACUCUGUUGACCAGUAUCUGAACAUCAAGCUGACAGAUAUCAGUGUCACUGACCCAGAGAAAUAUCCACACAUGCUCUCUGUGAAGAACUGCUUCAUCCGCGGUUCCGUGGUGCGUUAUGUGCAGCUCCCAGCUGACGAAGUUGACACACAGCUACUGCAGGACGCAGCGAGGAAGGAGGCCAUGCAGCAGAAGCAAUAGGGUGAAUGCGAUAGUCCGACGAUUCAUGGCAGGAGGUGCCCCUGGCUGAUAUACAAGACUGCAGUUCUACACAGUGACCCACAGUUGCCGAAAGCCAAAGGAAAUUUUGAAUUCUUGCUUCAACAAGUUGCUUAUUUUGUUGAAGUAUGACUUCUAAAUUGUAUUUUUAUGACAUUUCACAGAUAUCUGUAGCAAGAAAAGGAUAGCCUGUCAAGAAUGGCCAGUGGCAUCAAAAUCUGCUUUCUGCUUUCUCCCUCAAUAACCGUUCCCAAAAUUCAGCGCCACUGAGAGCCACCACCUGGUGUGCAUUCUGCAAAAUUUACCUGCUAUUUUUCCACCAAAUAUUUUGAAAUUAUUUGCAAACUUGUUGAGAGGGGGAGCAGAAUUGUUCACCCCUUGGCAACAUCAUGUCUUUUGAAUUUUUUGGUUGAAUUUAGUAACAAAAUCAUGCCCGUGAACUGAGCAGGAUGUUUUCCAGCAUGGUUAUACGUGUUCCUCUUUCUCGAAAGGAGUUUGUGUGAGCACGUUGCUUAUCGUGGCUGCAACUGCUCCCAGGGAAGCAGAAUGCAAGCGCAAAGCCGGGCAACCAUGUCGUGCAGCCUCUGCCAAUCAACAGAAUUACAAGGAGGUCAUGUGUUUAUUUACAUGGGGUUUGUGGAAUUAUGUGGGUUUGUUUCUGUUAAUGCAGUUGAAGGUGCAGCUAGUAAAAGUGUCUUGUAAUAUUUUUUUGUAUGGUGUAUGGGAAGAAAUUUAAUAUGAGAGGCCCCAAGUGUAUACUUGCCUGGAACUUGUAGUCCUUGCACUGUAAAUAUUAAACAAAGCAAUUUUUUUGUGGCAAAUGAAGCUGGGAGCAGCUUCGUUUCUUUACUGCACCAUCUUCUGUUGUAACAU